AUGGACCAGCUCCUGCAAACCCUCUGCUUGCUCCUGCUUGUCACCUCCUGCCCCUGUGCUGUCAUCACCGGGGCCUGUGAGCGGGACCCCCAGUGUGGGAGCGGGACCUGCUGUGCCAUCAGCCUGUGGUUGCGGGGGGUCAGGAUGUGCACCCCCCUGGGGCAGGAGGGGGACGAGUGUCACCCCUUCAGCCACAAGGUGCCCUUCCUUGGCAAACGCCAGCACCACACCUGCCCCUGCUCCCCCAGCUUCACCUGCUCCAGGUUCCUCGACGGCCGCUUCCGCUGCUCCCUCGACUUCAAGAACCUGGACUUUUAG
Chaetura pelagica (chimney swift) is the source of this 318-nucleotide messenger RNA. RefSeq names its product prokineticin 1 (gene PROK1). Lineage: Eukaryota; Metazoa; Chordata; Aves; Apodiformes; Apodidae. The record is from RefSeq and is a predicted model, not a curated record. The transcript is spliced from 3 exons. Bases 1 to 318 code for a protein of 105 amino acids.